CACCGUAUUAGCGAUUGCCCUUUUUCGGCGAAUAACGUUAGAAUUUCUCCGCUUCGCUCUUCUUCGGCUUUCUUCUUCGUCUCUCUUUUCAUCUUCCACGAUCUGUUAUUUCUUCUAAGAUUAUAUUAGAUUAGAUUAGAAGGAGAGAGUAUUGAUUUCUCUCUAUAUCUAUCUCUAUAUCUGUAUAGUUAGUAUAUCACUGUAAUUGGAUUCGUCUAAAAUGAAGUCGUCUUUUGGGAAGCUGCGAAAAUUUGCACUCCACAAAGGCGAUGCCAAGCAAAAGAAAGAGUAUCAAGGUUCCACGAUUUACGAUGAGCUCGUUCAAGCUUCCGAGGAUAUGCAAAGCAUGAGAAAUUGUUACGAUAGCUUACUUUCUGCAGCUGCUGCCACAGCAAAUAGUGCAUAUGAAUUUUCGGAGUCAUUGAGGGAUAUGGGUGCCUGUCUAGGGGAGAAAACUGCAUUUGAUGAUGAUGAAGAAAGUGGCAGAGUAUUAUCAAUGCUGGGGAAAGUGCAGUUCGAGCUCCAGAAACUUGUUGAUAGCUAUCGCUCUCAUAUAAUCUCAACAAUUACAACCCCAUCAGAGUCUCUUCUCAAUGAACUUCGGACAGUGGAGGAGAUGAAAAGGCAGUGCGAUGAGAAAAGUCAAACAAUCUUCAGAAAUGUAUACAAAUACAUGAUGGCACAGCAGCGAGAAAAAGGAUGGUUAAAAAGCGGAAAAGGGGAAAGUUUUACUCAGCAGCAAUUACAAGCAGCGCGUGAUGAGUAUGAUGAUGAGGCAACUCUAUGCGUUUUUCGAUUGAAAUCUCUUAAGCAAGGGCAGUGCCACAGUCUCUUAACUCAGGCAGCUCGUCAUCAUGCAGCUCAGUUGAAUUUCUUCCGCAAGGGACUUCAAUAUCUUGAAGCAGUUGAGCCACACAUAAAACUGGUAACAGAAAAGCAGCACAUUGAUUACCAACUAAGUGGACUUGAUGACGGGGAAGGUGGGGAGGAUGAAGGUGUGAAUAGCUAUGGGACUACUGAUGACGGGGAAUUGAGUUUUGAUUAUAGACAAAAUAAGCAGGGGCUUGAUGCUGUUUCUAUAUCAAGGAAUUCAAUGGAGUUGGAUCAAAUGGACCAUUCAUGUACACAGGCUUCAACAGUGGAAAAUGCAGAGAUAAAUUUCGACAAAAACCAAGCGGAGCAGGUUUUCAUUCGGGAACCUCGAGUGGGCAGCUAUUCUGCCCCAAUAUUUCCAGAUAAGAAGUUUGAUCCUGCUGAAAGGAUUAGAGAACAACCAUCAACUGAACGGAAGUUUCACUCUUAUGUGCUACCCACUCCAGUUGAUUCAAAGAGUUCAAUUCCUUCAAGAACAAGUAGCUCCGCUCCCCGCUCAAGGCCCCAGAAUUUGUGGCAUUCUUCCCCGUUGGAACCUGCAAAACAUGAUAACUUAUCAGCAUCUACCAUAUCAAAGCCACAAUCGGUACUCAAAGAGAGCAACAAUAACAAUUCGUCCAUCCAACUGCCCCCUCCUUUGGCCGAGGGACUUUUACUUCCACAGUGUGAUACACAUAAUGUAUAUGAUACUAAAAAAUUCAAAAGACAAUCGUUCUCUGGUCCAUUAACAAGUAAACCAUUGUCAACCAAGCCUGUUUUGUCUGCCAGCGGCCCCAUUACCUCUACUGGACUUCCUCAACUGGUUUCUGGAUUGCCUUCUAGAGGAUCAGUUCCUUAUCCUGCUUUAUCUCCUAAGGUGUCCCCCACUGCUUCACCUCCCCCUGUAUCUUCGCCCAGAAUAAAUGAGCUCCAUGAGCUUCCUAGGCCCCCGUGUAGUUUAGCUUCCAAGCCAACAACUUCGUCUGGUUUGAUUGGGCACUCAGCCCCAUUAGUCUUCAGAAAUCAAGAGCUUUCUCCAACAAAUAGAAACCCUUCAGUAGCACUAAAUGUGGCAUCUCCACUUCCAGCUCCUCCAUUAACUGUUUGUCGAAGUUUCUCCAUACCCUCUAGCAAUCAGAGAGCAAUAGCAUUAAAUGUGGCCAAGCCAUUAGAAAUGCCUCAAAUUUCAGAAAAAACUGAAAAAGUGGCUUCUCCUCCACUGACGCCUAUUUCCCUUUCGAAUGUCAAGCCAUUAUCAAUUGUUUCGGAGGUCUCCUCUCACUCUGGGCAAAUCAGAGGUGGGAGCUGAUUUUCAUGUAAAUUUAAUGAAGCUGUAUUAUUUUGGUUGGAUUUUUUUCUGAUCAUCUUGAUGCUCUGGGUAAAGGUCUGUAAAUAUGAUUUUUCCAUGUAUUGUUUUGUUUUCCACCGAAUCCUUGUUCAUCACGGUCAUUAUUUACAAUGAGAAUUUAGGUCAUCACAAUUUUGUUGUUACAAUGAUCAUGGAUCGUAUCAUGUAUAUCUCUUAAGGAAUGAACGUUGCUUCAGUUUUUCUCCACUGAGGAAAUUGUGGAAGGAGGAGAUGUUACAAAUGAAUGGUUUUGCAUAUUCUUGGUUUAUAGUGCAAGGCAGAAUUGAUUUUAAAGUUUGGGCUUUGUUUGGAUAAAAUUUGGUAGCCAAAGGGCAAUAUUGUAGUGUUGGAACUUUAUGGCACCGUUGAUUCUUAUGAAGCUACUCUAAAAUAUAAUGUAUGGAUGGAUUCCUUUUGUGCGAA
Cornus florida is the source of this 2623-nucleotide messenger RNA. RefSeq lists its product as uncharacterized. Bases 221 to 2161 code for a protein of 646 amino acids. The record is from RefSeq and is a predicted model, not a curated record. The transcript has 11 exons. Lineage: Eukaryota; Viridiplantae; Streptophyta; Magnoliopsida; Cornales; Cornaceae.